This is a messenger RNA of Lathyrus oleraceus (garden pea), 762 nucleotides long. RefSeq lists its product as uncharacterized. The transcript has 2 exons. Lineage: Eukaryota; Viridiplantae; Streptophyta; Magnoliopsida; Fabales; Fabaceae. Bases 202 to 600 code for a protein of 132 amino acids. The record is from RefSeq and is a predicted model, not a curated record.
UCUAUUAUGUUUCAAUCUCUCUUUUCUAUUUCUGAUUAUACCAAACAGUGGAAUUGUAGCAUAUCUUUCCUUAUUCUCUCCAAACAAACACACCCCAACACAAAAAGUAACAAACACCACAACACUAACAAGAACCAGAACAUUACAAACACGAACAAACCCAUCAUCCACACUACAACAAACACUGUUACACUAUAAUCCAUGGCCACUUCAUUUCUCAUCUCUAACCCAAUUCCUCAUACUCACACCUUCACAUUCCCUUCCUCGAAGGCCCCACCUUACCUCAUCUCUCCGCCUCUUCUCCACGCCACUUACCGGAAACCAAGACCCGCCACGGUGGUCACACGCGCCGGCGCAAACGCCAGUAGCUACGCUUUCGCGAUUGCGAUGCCUCUUUCUCUCCUCGGUAUUACGGUGUUCACUGCGCUCCGAAUUGGUGAGAAGCUCGACCAAGAUUACUACGAAGAGAUGGCAAUGAAUGAAGCUAUCAUGGAAGUUGACGAAGAGGAAGAAGAGGACCACGAUGAUGAUGCCGAAACUUAUUUACAAGAAGAACCCGUCCUUCCAAGUGGCCGUAACAGACCAAAAAGAGAAGCUUAAAUGUGAGGUGAUCUUCUGUAGACUUACAUUAUAAGGAGCUCAGUCCAUGUUGCAUUGGUUAUCUUGCAAUCAUUUUCGCAGCUUAAGCAACAAUCAUGUAAUACGAAUCUAAUAUGUAAGUUUAUAAAGGGUUUAUAAUGUAAGCAUAGUUUAUUUCUCCAA